Molecule: messenger RNA, 6952 nt
Organism: Anas platyrhynchos (mallard)
Lineage: Eukaryota; Metazoa; Chordata; Aves; Anseriformes; Anatidae
Gene: ZNF804B
Product: zinc finger protein 804B
Cellular component (GO): nucleus
Source: RefSeq, a predicted model, not a curated record
CCCCGCAUGGCGUGCUACCUGGUCAUCAGCUCCCGGCACCUCAGCAACGGCCACUACCGCGGCAUCAAGGGCGUCUUCAGGGGACCGCUCCGCAAGAAGGGCGCCCGCUCGCCGGACUAUGCUGAGAAGGAGAAAGCUGCAGCCAAGGCUCUGGAGGAUGUGAAGGCUAACUUCUACUGUGAACUGUGUGACAAGCAGUACCACAAACACCAAGAAUUUGACAACCACAUCAAUUCUUAUGACCAUGCUCACAAGCAGAGAUUGAAAGAUUUGAAACAAAGGGAAUUUGCUCGAAAUGUGGCUUCAAAGUCAUGGAAAGAUGAGAAGAAACAGGAAAAAGCACUCAAGCGGCUCCACCAGCUCGCAGAGUUACGGAAACAAUCAGAAUGCAUCACUGGAAGUGGACCAAUGCUUAAAGCCCCCAGAUUAGUCAUGGAAAAGCAGCAGUCACCAGAUGGAGUCUUCCUAUACAAGGGUGGCACAGUCACAGCUGGUCCUCAAAGCACCACUGCAAGUGAAGGACAAGGUUUCUCCAGCAGUAUACUAGAGAAACAGCAGCUUAUCAUAAGCAGGCACCAUUCACCUACUGAAAGGCGCCAUGUGCUUCGAAAUCAAGUCUCACAUGUGUUCCCAGAUAGCACCAAUGCUUCUCAAAGAGCAGGGGUGUCUUUCUCAUUUUCUAAAAAAGCCCCUUUGAAGCUUGAGUCCUCAGCAUCAGUCUUUAGUGAGAACUCUGAAGAAGGAAAUGAUUGUAGUGAAUCUCCCAACCAUAAAACAAAGCAAGCUCUUGAGGGCUGUCGUUCUGGCACAUUUUUGGAAGAGGAUAUAAAAACAGGCCUGGAGAAAGGGCCAUCUAUUCCACAAGACCAAAUGGAUAACAGUGCACCAAGUCAUGGAGCUGUGAAACUUAAAAUGCUAAAAGAAAAUGAUAAAAGUGCUGAUAGAGAAAUAGAAGAAAAGGUCGGUGUUCAUCCUUCAUUUUCCAAAAUCAAAAUACAGCUUUCAAAUUUGGAUUUUUCAGGUUCACUUAGAGAAACAGAUCAAGAGAGUAAACUGAAUGAGUCUGAGCAAUUGUUGGAAACUCUCAUUUCACCUUCACGCCAAGCUAACAGUUUUUGUAUACAGCCAAACACCUCCAAGCACAGCAAUGCCCAACUGUCUGACCAGUUACCUGAGCUCCCACAACAGCAGCCAGUGCCUGAGCUGACAUUUUCAAGCAACGUUAAUGACAGUCCUGGGGUGGUAAAGAGAGAAAAAUCUUUGGAGGUUUCAGAAACCACAAAUGGAAAUACAGAAUUGCAUUCUAGAGAGACUGUGGUUAAAGAGGCUAAGCCCCAGGAAUUGCCUUUUCUCCACGUAGUGAGCAAAGAUGGCAGCACUGCUCUGCAGUGGCCCACAGAAUUACUUUUGUUUACAAAAACUGAGCCCUGUAUUUCAUACGGCUGUAAUCCAUUGUAUUUUGACUUCAGACUCUCUUUAAAUCACAGAGAUGGUAAACAGCAUGAAACAAACAAAGAAGGCUGUAAAGAGUACUCUAUAAAUAAGACUGCAGAUGAAAAUGAAGCCUCAGGUUUAAUAAAACAUAAGCAAAUGUCAAAUGAACAAGAUAAUCAGUUGUUGAAACCAAAGAAGAUGAAAGGUUCCCUAAAUCCAAGAAAGGCCAAGCAAAAAGCUGAGUCAGACAUAGGGAAAGAAAUAAACAAAAAUGGUCAAAAGUAUAUUUCAGAUUAUUUGAAUGAAAAUAUACCCAAAGUGCCUGCUUACCUUGAUGUCUCAGAAAAGGAUUAUAUGACAGAAAAAGGUCUUCAUACAACACCACAGAAAAGAUCUUUAAAGCAUCAUUUCCAUAGCUGUGAAAGAAAAAAACAGAGCAUUAGAAAUGAAAGCAUUUCCUUUUCUGCUUUUAUGUCUAGGAUUAAAAAGACUAAAGCUGCAAAAUGUCAUUUAAUUUAUUCUGAAGAAAAUCACGAAAACCAAAAUGACUGCAGAUCCAUUCAAGAUGUGGCCAGCUGCAGCAGUGACAUAAGUGACAGUGGAAAAGAUUCUAGUGGAAGUUUCCUUAGUUAUAAAUCUGGUUCGAACAGCAGGUAUUCAGAAAAUGAAGAAAGUGGAAGUUUUACAAGAUGCUGGAGAUUUCCAUCUCCUCAAAAGUCCUCCUCUGACAGACAUUCCAGCUAUUCUGACACUUCGGUUAGCAGUACAAGUACUUAUAUGAGCAGUUCCUCUAGUCCCACAUCAAAUAAUCACAGCAGAAAUCAUUUGUUUUUUUGUUGCAAAAGGAAAAGCAAGACAGCUGAAAGGCACAAAUGUAAACACAGAAAGCACAACUGUAUUUUUACUUCUGAUGAUGCAUAUGAUAAUUAUCUUUGCCAUGUUAGAAGUCACAGAAGUAGAAAUUGCACACAGAGGGGCACACUUAAAUAUCAAAGAUGUUCAAGACAUAAAGUUUUACACCGCAGAGAUAGAUCUAAACACAGCAAAUGUAGACACCAGCAUUUUGGCAGAGUGCACAGUAGAAGUAGAAGCUACAAUGGCUCCAAAAGUUCUUCCACCACAGAAUCAAGAAGCAGCGAGAGCUCAUCUAGCAGCAGAAUAUCAAGAGGUAGUAGCGCAGGGUUCUUCCCAAAAGAGACUGAUAACUGUGAGAAUAAAACAAAAGAGGACGCAGAAAGAGAUUCUAACACGAAAAGAGGAAAUGAUGGAACUACACAUUAUGAAUUUCUGAAUGUAAACAGCCAGACAAAAAACUUUGAUACCCGCUCUUCUGAAACCUUGGAAAAAGACAUAUGUGGAAAAAGAAAGUCACUGACAGCCAAGUUAUUGUUGGAAAGAGUGCAGUCCAAGAAAACCCAAGAACAAAUGCGUGAUUCAGAGAGAUUUUCAAACAUUUGUGGUAUGGAAUUAAAGGAUCUUUCACGAAGUCACUUUGCAGUUCAGUUUUCAUCAUCGGUAGCUGACACGGCAAUGUUACCUUUGCCAGAGAAACUGCUAAGCACAGGUAAAAAUGACAUAGGUCAAAAUGAAAGUCCAUUGGAAUGCAGUGUGAAAAGAAACAAAUCUGAAGCUUCAGAGAUAACCAAUGUUGCUUGUUCAACGGGGACUGAUUAUGAUCAUUGUCUUUUUAAAGACAUCAUUCAAAUAGGAACAGGCUAUCAGAGCCCGAGCGUAAAAAGGAGCACAGCAAUAAAGGAAAAAUCCAAUCUCUUCAUUAAUGAAGUUCAACCCUUUAUACAAAGCUGUGACCCAGUACCAAAUGAUUUCCCUGGUGCUUUUUCCUCUAAAAGAUAUUCUGUUGUUGCUAAUUCAACAGAGACCAAAGAAGAACUACAUGAUGUAAACAUGGACUCUAACCAGGCAGAAGGCAGUUCAGACUCUCUUUGUGAUAAUGCUAUGCAGAACUACAAUGACACAGUAAAUGAACUGGAAGUGUACACUAAAUCCAUCUCCCCUCCUUUCACACAGCAGCCUAUAACAUUCUCACCAGAAGAAGUAGACAAAUACAGGUUGCUGCAGCUGCAAGCCCAGCAGCAUAUGCAGAAACAACUUCUGUCAAAACACCUGAAAGUUUUGCCUGCCCCAGGACCAGCUGCCUUCUCUGCAACACCAGCAGUUCCCACCAUCCCUGUUCAGCAGCAUGCUACUGUCACCACCAUCCACCAUACACUGUUGCAACGCUUUGCUGUUUCAGCAUCUGUACAUCCCCAUGGUGGCCAUCUCUCCCUGGCACACCUCCAUCCCCUCUCUCAGGCACAUUUCACCCCUAUAUCACUUUCUCCGUUAGCACCAGCCCUCAUUCCUGCCCACCCUGCUCUGCUGGCAGGACACCCGUUGCACUUGGUCUCCACCACCCCUACUCACCCUUCCCCACUGAACUUCCCCAUACUGCCACAUGCUGCUUACAUCCCAGCCUUAUUUACACCACACAUGAAUGCAGCCACACCUCCUGCUAUACACCCAAAUCCCAUUGUUCAUCCGUUAUUCCAAGGUCAAGAUCCCCAUCAUCAUUCUUGCUCUAGCCAGACCCAACAGUUACCUACAAUAAAAGAAAUUUUUGGUGUUUCUAGUUAUUUAAACUAGCCCAAACAAUUGCACCAUGGCUCCAGAAACAAAUUUAAAGAAAAAAGAUAUCCAGUGUUCAAUCAUGUAUCUGAGGGAAAAUCUACUGUUUUACUGUACACAAUGGCAAAUAUUUUAAAGUACAAGUGUUUUCUGGCUGCAUAUGAAUGUUGAUUUGUUUCUCAUAUCACAGUAUAAAAGCAGUUAUAAAGCCUUUCCUGAUACCAUCUCAAGAAAUACAAGGUCCAGCUAAUGUCAUUCUGCAGAAAGUUUAGAAAGAAUACACUGAAGUGAAGCCUGUGAGUGUCAGUAGGACCACAUCAACCAGGCAGAACAGGACAAAGAACAUCAACAAUGACAGGUGAUUUUCAAGCAAUACAAUUUAAGGUAGUACAAUCUUGACACAUCUCAAAGGCUUGCUUUUAUGAACAUGUAAACGGAAUGGUGUAAUGCUUGAUCUGUUUAAGGCCUUUCAGAAUGAGCCAAAAAAAUAGAACUUGGGACCACGUGUACCUGGUUCUCUUUCCCAGUCAUAAUUUGGAGAGUCUCAUAAUGGCAGGUGAUGAGUUAACAUUGGAGGAACAGGGUCAUCACAACAUCUCAAAGUUACUUUAGUGAUCUUAUUGCUGGGAUAUAAUACUUGGACUGUAGUCUGGCCACAAACACAUAACAAAAAUAUUUCCUUAGUGUAGGGGGUUCUUUGCUGGCACAGACUGAUAAUUUUCUCCCUAGCCAGGCUUCCAAGAAGGCAGGAGAGGGAAAAUGAUGAAACCAAGUUCUCUGGCAUUGCUUGCUGUGGCUGUUGCACAAGGUAUGUCAGGUUUGGGAGCAGCAGCCCAGAAUUUCAAUUCAGAUAGUGUUGGCCUUGAACCUUGGACGUCACUGGCCCACAAGGUAAUUCUUUCUUGCCAACAAAGCAUUGACGUGCUGGAGAGAGUCUUGCCCAAAGUACAUGUAAAUAUAUUUCACCCCUUUCACAGAUAACAUUGUCUGGUUUUACAACAUCACAAUGAAAUUCAUAAAAAUACAGAAAUAAAAUUUUGAGCAGAAACUGGUUUUCCAGGUCAAGUCUCAUGAACAAGCAUGUCACAGUUCUCAUAAGAACAAGGUAUACUGAAUCUAAGCAAACAUGCCAAGUUUCUAGCAUGGCUUCCCAAAUUUUGAAUUUGCAAACUGAAGGCUUGCUUGCAUCUAACCUUCAGGGUAAUGCGUAGUUGAAAUCUCUUUGAAUGGCAUACUUUGGAUAUUUUUAUAAUGUUACUAAAAUAACAUGGGAUAUUUAGCAAGAAAUUAAGAUCAUAAUUGUGGCUAGACUAUGGACCUGCCUCCCAAUAUAAUUGGACGUUGAAGUGUCUGACAGACAAUACCUGUUUAUUUGGAUUUGAAACAUCUGAAAUAAUUUCAAUUCAUUUGCAAUGAUGUAAUGAACAAUUACUAAUAGAUUUCAGAAUUGAUAUAAACCACAUUGUAAAUGUUUGGAAGAUUUUAUUCCAUUACAUUCAGCUAUCUGAAGAAGCUGAGAAUUGCAAUUAGGCUCAGUAUUUAAAAUACAACUUAGGACCAAUUUUCUGACUUAGUUUUAAUCAAACUAAAUUGAUCCAUUGCAGUAAAAUAGAAGUGUUUUAAUUUCUAAAAGCAGCUGCUUCAGCAUAAACUGGUAUUAUGCCAAAUUUUUUGAAUGUGUUUACAAAUUGCAAUAGCUUGCUUUGUAGUUGAUUUUCAAAGUCAAAAUUUCUUUGGUUGCUUAACAUUUUAGCCAUCAAAGAAAAACUGUUAGAAAAAAAAUCUGGAGACUAAAUAGAAGCAAAAUAUUUUGUAAUGAAAAAUAGGCUGGUGAAACCAGAUCCUAUCAAAUGUGUUUUGGUUGCAUUCCCAGCUGAUUUAUUCAUUUAAUUAGCAAAAUUGGUUCAUGAUAAUUUGGAGUUACUUAUCUUUAUGGUUUAAUUUUUCUUAUUUUAAUUGUCGGGAUUUUUUUAAAUUUAAAAUUAUUGUUUCAUAAUUAAGAAAGUCAGAUAUGUGUUGUUUUGUUUUGUUUUGUUUUGUUUUAGCAUAAAAAAUACAUAUCGCCACGGUUUUAAAAUUCUACUUUUUAUUUUUUGCUGAAAAUCUGAAUUUACAUAUUAUUUACAUACUUUUGAAAUCUGUUUUCUGUUAAUCAAAUAUAGCUCACUGAAUACAACUUAUCAGCUCUGAAAAUUAGUACUCAGAAUGAAUUCAUUCAUCUCAGAGUGAAUUCAUACUCUCAGAGGAUCAUUUGGAAAAAAUAGUUAUAAUUCUGUAGAAACAGUGUAGAACACAGUCAACCUGUCUUCUAGAAGAAGCUGACUGAACUGAACAGCCCCUACCACCAGUUCAGGGCUAAUACCAACCUCAAAGAUGCAUUUCAAACCACAAAAAAAUAAUAAUAAAUAAUAAUAAAAAUAAAAAAAAAAAAAAAGCCAAUUUGCUGGCACAAUUUCUCUCCCAUUCAAGAUAAAGUGACAUUUUUUAUUGUCUGUACUAGUACGUUUGGAUCAUAAAUGGUUAACACUGAGAGGAAAAAAGUGAUAAAGAAAUCAGACUGUUCUCAUAUUUAAUACAUAUUUUUCAUUAUUUUUUCUUGCAGAUAACAUUAAUAUUGUAGAAAUUCCUACAGCAAAAAGCUCAUCAAAUGAAACUUAACAACAUCCUAAUAAGUAGAUCAUUUAUGGGAAGCAUACACAUUACCCUUAAUGUAUGUAAAAUACAAUGGGAUUCUAGGACAGAAACAAAUCAUAGGAUAUCUACUCAUCAUUAUGUAUACCAGCAAGGAUGAUCUGGUAAGGCAAAUGAAUAGACAAUAAAAAUUGAAUUUAAUUCAUGGAACAAUAGGAAUUAGGAUUUUGAUAGGUGUAGAGGGGAAAAAAAAAAAAAAAAA